CUCCGACAUGAUAGAGACACUGACACCGAUAAUAAUUUGAAAAAAAGAAAUAAUUCAAUAUAAUCAUAAGUGUCGCGCGCCUAAUGUGAGGAGUGUCCGCGGGUGUGUUUCAGGAAGUUAUAUAUUGAUCAUAAAUUCUAAAUAAACAAAAAGGACAAAAAAAAACUGAACCAUUAUCAAUGUCUUCGCAUUCCAAAUUCUUCUCAUCGUUAAAACAGGUUGAAAAAAGGAUAAAAUUAGAGAACACAACAACAACAAAAACAACAGAAUCUGACCAAGUACAAGAAAGCAACUUUGUAUCAACAUUGAGUUCACCUUUGUUCCUUCAACCAAGUUGUAGCCAAACAUGUCAAACCCAAGAAAGCAGUGAACCUCCUCAACAGUUUCUCUCAAUUUCUCAAGGAUUCUCACUGACCCAUCAAGACCCUUUAGAUGACCCUACAAUUGUAAAUGAAGGUCAAGAAGAUGUUGAUGAAAUUGAACAGUUAAUGAUGCUAUUAGGAAUGAAUGAGGAAAAAAGGGGUGGUUUUGAUUUUGAUGAUGAUGAUAAUGAUUGUGAUUCUUGUCACUGUGAAGGAGGGUUUUAUUCAAAGAUUGUUGGUGUGGAAGGACCAAAGUGUAAAAAAGAGGUUUUGAGAUUAAAUGGGUGGAUCAAGCAUUUUUUGAAUGAUGGAGUGGAGAAGAAAGAGCCUUUGAGGUUGGCACAUUUGCUUUUAGGAAAAGCUGCUUUUUUUUCUGAGGCUGGUUUUUCAGGCUUGGAUUUCCCUUCAACCAUUCAAGAAUUUCUUCAUACUGAUCCUCCGAGUAACGAGUAAAUCAGCAUUUUAGUUAUUGAAAUUGUUAGUGUCGUCAAUUUAGUCCCUCAAAUGUGUAAAAUAACAAUUUAGUAUCUUAAAUUGAAUGAGGGUCAGUCACUUUAGUCAUUUUUUAUGGAGAGACUAAGUUGAUCGACUUUCUUUAAUUUAAGGGAUUAAUUUGUUAUUUCGUAAUUUAGUAUCUUAAACUGAAUGUCGGAUAACAAAAGAGAAAUUUUGAUGGAGAGACUAAAUUGAUUGAUUUUCUUUAAUUUAAGGGACUAAUUUGUUAUUUCGUAAAUUUGAGGUAUGAAAUUGGUUGGCCCUUACAAUUUGGAGGACCAAAAUGCUUAUUUACUCCCCAGUUAUUGAAGCUUUGUUGCUUAUUUUAUGAUAUUUUUCUUCGUAGUUGAUGUAUGCAAAUGCAAUAAAUUUGUUUCACUGCUUAAAAUUUCUCAAAGAUACUUUUGAGUCUUUAUAACAUACAGUAUUAUUUUAAUUCCAAA
This is a messenger RNA of Trifolium pratense (red clover), 1300 nucleotides long. RefSeq lists its product as uncharacterized. The coding region runs from base 180 to 815 and encodes 211 amino acids. The record is from RefSeq and is a predicted model, not a curated record. NCBI's taxonomy places the organism in Eukaryota, Viridiplantae, Streptophyta, Magnoliopsida, Fabales, Fabaceae. The transcript is spliced from 2 exons.